AUGACAAACAACAGUUUCCAAGUCGGCUUCAUCCUUCUCGGCUUCACUGAAUGGCCCCAUCUAGAAAUGGUUCUUUUCUGGACAGUGAUCAUCGUGUACACCAUGAUCAUCCUCUCCAACUCAACCAUUAUCUUGCUCUCUCGUGUGGACCCUCGUCUCUACACUCCCAUGUACUUCUUUCUUAGCAAUCUUUCCUUCUUGGAUCUCUGCUUCACUGCAACUGCUGUGCCUCAGAUGUUGUCCAACUUAUGGGGGCCAGACAAGAGCAUCACUUACACAGGCUGUGUCAUUCAACUCUCUGUGUUGCUCUGUCUUGGUGCAACAGAAGGUGGCGUGUGGGUGGUGAUGGCCUUUGACUGGUAUGUUGCUAUUUGCCAGCCCCUGUGCUAUACCAUCAUCAUGCAUCAUCGGUUCUGUUGGAAACUGGUGAUAAUCGGCUGGAUGUCUGGCCUGAUGGAAUCUGUAAUCCAAUCUCCCAUCACAUUCCAGCUUCCUGUUUGCACUCAUCACCACCUGGAUAAUUUUCUUUGUGAAGGGCCUGCCUUCCUACGCCUGGCAUGUGGAGAAACCUCUGCCAUUGAGUGGCAAAUUACCAUCUCUGCUUACCUUUUCACCAUCAUGCCAGUGGGAAUGAUCCUGACUUCUUAUAGCUACAUAGCUCGAGCCUUGGGGAAACUCCAGUCAGAGGAGGGAAGGAAAAAAGCCAUUGCCACCUGUUCUUCCCACCUUACUGUGGUCUUCAUGUUUUAUGGGACAGUGGCCAUAGUUUACGCAGACCCUAAGAGCCAUUUUGCUUUGAAUUAUGGCAAGGCCUUAACCUUCUUCUACACUUUGGUCACACGAUUAUUGAACCCUGUCAUCCUACACCCUAAGGAACAAAGAAGUGAAGGAUGCUCUGCAAAGACUGCUGAAGAAAGGGAUGCACAAAUGAAAAACGACCUAUUGAACAACAACAACAACAAAAGGAUGUCAAAAUCAUGA
Messenger RNA from Ailuropoda melanoleuca (giant panda), 981 nucleotides. Its product is annotated as olfactory receptor 15. Gene Ontology annotation, molecular function: olfactory receptor activity. Bases 1 to 981 code for a protein of 326 amino acids. The record is from RefSeq and is a predicted model, not a curated record. NCBI's taxonomy places the organism in Eukaryota, Metazoa, Chordata, Mammalia, Carnivora, Ursidae. Gene Ontology annotation, biological process: G protein-coupled receptor signaling pathway. The transcript has a single exon. Gene Ontology annotation, cellular component: membrane.